Molecule: messenger RNA, 2922 nt
Organism: Magnusiomyces paraingens
Lineage: Eukaryota; Fungi; Ascomycota; Dipodascomycetes; Dipodascales; Dipodascaceae
Exons: 1
Coding region: 1-2922 (973 amino acids)
Biological process (GO): intracellular protein transport; COPII-coated vesicle cargo loading; endoplasmic reticulum to Golgi vesicle-mediated transport
Cellular component (GO): COPII vesicle coat; endoplasmic reticulum exit site
Molecular function (GO): zinc ion binding; SNARE binding
Source: RefSeq, a predicted model, not a curated record
AUGUCCCAGUACGGCUACCCUCAAGACGGCCAGGACCAGCAACAGCUGCAGGACCAGCAACAACAGCAACCUGAUGCACACGCUGCUGCUCACCACUCAAAGCGAAGGCAAUAUCCUACUCAGCAGUACAAUUUUAACGCCCAGUCACCUGCUCCCAACUCUUAUCUUGGUGCUCCUGGUUAUGGUGGCGGCCCAUCGCCCCAGGCUAAUCCCGCUGCUCCCGGUGUUGCAGCAGCAGCAGCAGCAGGUUCCAACGCAGUUUUCACCCCAGCAAUUGCCAACCAGCCAGGCUCCCAAGGCUCUUUUCCCAACACACAGGCCCCUGUAGAUGCUCUUGCUAACCAGUUUGGUGGAAUGGGUUUCAGUAAUGGCGCUGCUCCCUUUGGUGCUGCUCCUCAAGCUGCUGCUUCCCCAUAUGGUGCUGCUAAUCAAACUUAUGGCCCCGGUGGCCCGGCUUACGGUGCCGGCUAUGGCCCUCUAGGCGCCGGUAGCGGCGGUGGCAUUGCUGAUACUUCUAAUAUCUCUAGUUAUGGUGCUUCUGCUGGUGCUCCUGUCGAUCCCAAUGCUGUGCCGAAACUUCCGCUUAACAAGCUUUACAAUCUGGAUCUCCUAUCCUACCUUCCUCCCCCUAUUUCGGAUCUUUCUCUCCCCCCACCACCGAUCAUCCUCCCUCCCAAUGCCCAAUUAACUCAGAGCUCAGAGGCAAAUGCUAACCAUGAAUACAUGCGCUGCACUCUUAAUGUGAUUCCCAAAAAUCGCUCUCUUCUCAAAAAGUCCAAGCUACCCCUUGCUCUUAUCAUUAGACCAUACAAUGCCCUCCUUAACUCCUCGGAGAAUAUCCCAGUCAUUAGUGAUACCGACAUUUGCCGUUGCAGAGCGUGCCGUGCCUACAUUAACCCUUUUGUCACUUUUGUCAACCAGGGCCACCGCUGGAAGUGCAAUCUCUGUGGCAUGACCAACGAUGUUCCAGCAAAAUUCACUUAUGACACGGUAAACAAUGUCAAGAGAGACUUGUGGGCCAGACCGGACCUUAAUUAUGGUGUGGUGGAUUUCAUCGCCCCUUCUGGAUACAUGGUUAGACCUCCCCAACCCCCAGUUUACGUAUUUGUUCUCGAUGUCAGCGCCCACUCUAUCCAAAAUGGUCUCUUGGCCACUGUCGCGCGUGUCAUUAAGGAGAACCUCGACCGCCUUCCUAAUAAGGACGAUAGAUGCAAGGUCGCCUUCAUUGGUGUUGAUUCUUCCUUGUACUUUUUUAAUCUUGAAGCUGACCGCAACGAGGAUGGUACUGUUGCUGAGGACUCGGAUUACAUCCCGUCCAUGCUCGCUGUCUCUGAUCUCGAUGAUCCAUUUUUGCCUCUCCCCACCGGCCUUCUUGUUGAUCUUACUGAGAAUAGAAAGCAGAUUGACGCUCUUCUUGACAAGCUUGGCGUUCUUUUCGUCAACAAUGUCAAUACCAACAAUGCUCUUGGUUCAGCUCUCGACGUGGCUCACAAGCUCAUUGCUCCAAUUGGUGGUAAGAUUAUUUGCCUUUCCUCCAGUUUACCCAAUGUUGGCCUUGGCAAGCUUGAAGCCCGCGAAGACCGAAAGAGUCUUGGAACUUCCAAGGAAAAUGCUCUUUUGAAGACAGCCUCGUCCUUUUACAAGGAUCGCGCCAUUGAGUUCAACAGAUCACAGGUCUCGGUCGACAUGUUCCUCUUUUCUUCGCACUACCAAGACGUUGCAUCAUUAUCCAAUCUCCCUAGAUUUACUGCUGGUCAGACUUACUUUUACCCCGGAUGGAAUGCCUCCAGACCCGAGGACGUUGUUAAGUUGGCUCAUGAGCUUGGUGAGCAUCUGUCUCAAGAGCUUGCUUACGAGGCUGUUCUCCGUGUUCGUGGUAACCGCAACGUGAGAAUGAGUGGAUUUUACGGCCACUUUUUCAACAGAUCUUCUGAUCUUUGCUCAUUUCCCUCUUUCCCCCGUGACCAAAGCUACGUCAUUGAGGUUGCCAUUGAGGACAAUAUUGUCCAGCCUUGGAUUUCCUUCCAAGCUGCUGUUCUUCACUCCACUUGCGAAAGUGAACGCCGCAUCAGAGUCAUCACAAUUUCUGUCCCUACAAGUGACUUGCUUCCUGACAUUUACGCUUCUGCUGACCAGCUCGCUAUCACAGCUUACCUCACCCAAAAGGCUUGUGAAAAGGCAUUGUCAACUGGCCUUACCGAGGCCCGUGAGCUUGUCUAUAACCGUCUGCUUGAGAUUCUCCAGACGUAUAAGAAGGAGCUUAUGACGACCAAUGUUGGCGGCUCGGCACCCAUUCAGUUUUGUGCUAAUAUGCGCAUGCUUCCACUUUUGGUUAAUGCCAUCAUUAAGCACGUUGCUUUCCGCCAAUCUGCUCAAAUUGCUUCAGACUUGAGAUCUUCGGCCAUUUGCUUGCUUGAGACCUUGCCAGUCCCAUACCUGAUUAAGUAUCUUUAUCCUGAUCUCUACAGUCUUCAUGACAUGUCUGAUGAGGCAGGACUUCCUAAUGAGGAGACUGGGGAAAUUGUUUUGCCUCAAAAGGUCAAUCUGACUGGCGAGAGAAUUGCCUCUCACGGUCUUUAUCUUAUCCACGAUGGUCAAACCAUGUUUUUGUGGAUUGGCCGUGACGCUGUUCCCCAGCUUAUUCUCGAUGCCUUUGGCCUUGACAGCAAAGACAAGCUGCCCACAGGUAAGGCGGAGAUUCCUGAGACGGACACGCCGCUUAAUCUGCGUAUCCGUGCCAUCAUUAGCAAAAUUCGUGAGAAGAAGGACAACAUCACGUGGCCAUCGCUUUUCAUUGUGCGCGAGGAGGGUGAGCCAUCUCUUAGACAUUGGGCUUCUACAUUCUUUGUGGAGGAUAAGACAGAUCAGAGCUUAACAUAUUACCAGUUCUUGACUGGUUUGAGAGACAAGCUGAAUGCGUAA